AUGGACUGUCUGGCAGAGUGUCUGGACGGCGUCUCGUUCCAUGGACCGAGUUGGAGGAUGGAGCCUGGAGACCUCUUUAUCCCCGUGGACUCCAUUGAGGAAGAGGCCACUCUGACCUGCGACGCCAAGGGCAACCCACCACCCCAGUACAGAUGGUCACUGAACGGGAGCCUCAUAAAUCUGGGGCUGGAGCGGCGGCGGCGGCUGUCCGGGGGAAACCUCAUCAUCAGCAGCCUGGACCGCGCUCAGGACGUGGGCCAGUACCAGUGCAUGGCCUUCAACACCGUGGGAGCCAUCCUGAGCCGCAGAGCCAGCCUGCAGUUUGCAUACCUCACAUACGCAUGGGUCUUCAACGAGUACCCAUACUUUGUUCAGCAAGACAAUCGGCGGUUUGUGUCACAGCAGACUGGAAACCUUUACAUCGCCAAGGUGGAGUCGUCCGACGUGGGCAACUACACCUGUGUGGUCAUGAACAGUGUGACCAAAGGAAAAGUGCAAAGCUCUCCCACGUCUUUGAUCCUCAAGACAGACGUGCUGGAGAUUCCGAGCUUUCAGCAAGACGACACUGGAGGCUACGAGUGCGUGGCAGAGAACAAGAUGGGCAAGAACAUCGCCACCGGCAAACUGGCCUUUUACGCCAAACCCCAGUGGGUCCAGACCAUGAAGGACACGGCUCUGGCCAUAGAAGAGCGCCUGUACUGGGAGUGUCGCGCCAACGGCAAACCAAAGCCCUCCUACAGCUGGCUCAAGAACGGGCAGCCGCUGGUCUCAGAGGACAGAAUCCACGUGGAGGACGGUGUGCUGUCAGUGUCCGUGCUAACAUUGGCGGACGCGGGCAUGUACCAGUGCGUGGCUGAGAAUAAGCAUGGGGUCACAUACUUUGCAGCCGAACUCAUGGUUUUAGCCUCCCCUCCAGACUUCACAGGGAACGUCCUCCGAGCCUUGCUCAAAGCCAAGGCAGGAACCACAGUAACACUUGAGUGCAAACCCCAGGCGUAUCCUAUGGCCAGCAUCCUGUGGAAGAAAGGAAACCUGCCCAUUCACACCGGGGACAGGGUCCGCUUGUCCUCUGACGGCACGUUAAGACUGGCCAACGUGAGCAAGUCGGACGCAGGCAGCUAUACGUGCUUCGCCAGAAAUAGAUUUGGCAUGUCGAGUACCACGGGGCGCUUGCUUGUUACCGAUCCGACUCGUAUCACGCAGGGUCCCUCAGACGUGGAGAUCAUCGUGGGCGAGAGCAUCGUGCUGCCGUGCCAGGUGUCCAGUGACCCCGUGCUGGACAUCUCCUUCUCCUGGGCCUUCAAUGGACAACUUAUUGCCAAGGACGACGGCCAUUUUGAGCUGGUGGGUGGGAGAACGGCAGGAGAUCUGAUGAUAAGGAACAUUCAGCUUUACCAUGCGGGCAAAUAUAUCUGCGUGGUGGACACUGAUGUGGAGAGCCUGUCAGCUGUGGCCGUAUUGAUCGUGAAAGGUAAGAAAACCCUCCCUUUGCUUAGGCUAAUUAAAUGCUGGCUGUGCAGUGUUUAA
Messenger RNA from Knipowitschia caucasica, 1527 nucleotides. The record is from the annotation of a GenBank genome assembly. NCBI's taxonomy places the organism in Eukaryota, Metazoa, Chordata, Actinopteri, Gobiiformes, Gobiidae.